Musca vetustissima is the source of this 1398-nucleotide messenger RNA. RefSeq lists its product as uncharacterized. The coding region runs from base 1 to 1398 and encodes 465 amino acids. The record is from RefSeq and is a predicted model, not a curated record. The transcript is spliced from 2 exons. Lineage: Eukaryota; Metazoa; Arthropoda; Insecta; Diptera; Muscidae.
AUGGACCAGCGACAACCAGCAGCAGCUGCGGUCGCAGCAUCGUCUGCCCCAUUAACUUCUUCAUCGAAAUCUUGGGAUCAUAUGCCACGCAAACGUAGAAGAUUCAUGGGCCAAAUGAAUUUAAUGUUAUUGAUAUUUGUGGGCUGCUGUGGCAGUGCGAUUUUAUGGCCCCAGUUUAGUGUUGCCGCUGCAUCGGAUUCCUCAUUGCAAGACUUUGGAUCCGUUACAGCUAAAGGUGAGAACAUAUUUAUGCUCGCCAGCAGCAGCAACAACAACGCCGCUGGUGAUGAUCUUGGCAAUGCCUUUCCUGGCUCCAUACAAGGUAAAGACGAUGAAUACGACGAUGACGACAACGAUGGCAAUGGCGAUGACAACAAUCAAGGUGAUGCAACUAAUGGCGCAAAAAUGCCACUAAUGUCAAAUGCCAGAAAAGAACAAGCAUCGAACGAAGACAUAGAAAUGAUGCAACGUUCACCACAAACUUCUAACAUGCCAGUACCCUCAGAUCACAAGCCACAAUCGGAGAAUAAUCGUCAUCUUAGAUAUCAGCAAAUACAGCAAGCUCUACGCGAACCCAUAACACCUUUGCCACCAAAACACUAUCAUCAGAGGCAUCAUCACCAGCAUCACAACAACCGUCAUCAUCAGCAGCAGCAGCAACAACAACAGCAUUAUCGUCAUCAUGGCAGGCAGCACACUGCUGGGGAGAAGGAGGAACAGGAGGAUGAAUUUAAAUGGCCCUUGCCACCACCUCGUUCCCGACAACAUUACGAACAUCAUCAAAGGCAACAACAUUUGCGCCAUCACCAGCGACAACAUUUGCAUCACCAUAGACGACAUAAUUUCACUGGAACCGCAACAACAACCAGCUCCACAACGACAACCACAACUAUGAGACCCCGUUAUUUUGAUCGCGAUGGUUUGUACAGCAAUCCAAUGGCCUGGUUACCACCAGCCACACAAGGGCCCCUGCACGAGGAAGCCGGAGAAGCAGCAGUGGAGGAAGAUAAACCAAACAAACAUUUGUAUAAUCCCCAUAAUCGUUUGUUCAGUGAUGGUGGCGAUGACCAGCAGAAACAAGAGGACAAGGAACAAGAAUUUAAACGCAUCUCUCUUUCGCUGGAUGCCCAAAAGGAUAUCUCUGGCGGGGAUAAUGGUGAAAAUAUCUUGAAAUUCGAUGAUGAUUUGAAUGCUGAUGAUGAUGACGACGACUAUUCCUAUGAGGAUGACCUCGAAGAGUUGAGUAGCCAGAAGAACAAGAGUCCACCAGCUUCAGGACCCAAUGCUGCAAAAAUUAAUGUCAAACGUUAUACGGCACCAAUAAGAAAUCCCUAUAAACCAUCAUCUUCGGCCUCCUCCUAUUCAUCAAGGAAACGACCUCAACCAUCAUCCCGAUGA